Molecule: messenger RNA, 2586 nt
Organism: Zea mays
Lineage: Eukaryota; Viridiplantae; Streptophyta; Magnoliopsida; Poales; Poaceae
Product: type I inositol polyphosphate 5-phosphatase 2
Exons: 10
Coding region: 389-2221 (610 amino acids)
Biological process (GO): phosphatidylinositol dephosphorylation
Molecular function (GO): phosphatidylinositol-3,4,5-trisphosphate 5-phosphatase activity; inositol-polyphosphate 5-phosphatase activity; phosphatidylinositol-4,5-bisphosphate 5-phosphatase activity
Source: RefSeq, a predicted model, not a curated record
CAAUUGUGCUCAAAUUUUCGCAUAUCUACCCUUUUCUUAGUUUUCUUAUGCUAGAAAGCAACAGUUGUUAUAUUGGUGUCUACUUCACAUAUUCUCCAUGACCAAGUGGACAGCGGUGGGAGUAUUCAAUAUGGAUCUUACUGCUGCAAAAGCUAUUCUGCAAUUUGAAGGACAAGUGGUAACAGUGAACUAGCUGGAAACUUAAUGCCGACUUCCACUUUGUCUAGUUGCAUCUUUCCUGUAUGUAUUUAUCUUGCAUCUGCUUCCCCCCUAGUAACUCGUUGGAACAUAUCCCCCUAGUAGAUAGUUGGAACAUAUGGACCUGUCUUUUCUUUGAAAUGGAGGGAGGUUCGAAGUUUUGUUCCUAGCCUUCCUUGUAGCGUUGAAGAUGAUGAGAGAUCAAAGAAGAAAACAGUCAGAGCCAUUUUGGUCUUCAAUGGUGAUGAAAAAAUGGCUAAACAUCAGGCCGAAAUUAAAUGAUUUCAGCGAAGACGAGUUUGAUACAGGCAGUGAGGAUAGUGACGGUACUAACUCUGGAGAUGAUAAUAACUUCUUUGAGAUACAUGGAAAUCUCAAAUACAUGAUUAGCAAAUCAUCAGGAGAGAAAACAAUUCCUCUGCGAAGUCUUCAGAGAAGGAAAUCAGAGAGUUUACGUGUUAACUACAUCAGUAACAAAGAUGUGAGGGUGAUGAUAGGUACAUGGAAUGUUGCUGGAAGAGUGCCUAGUGAUGACCUUCGUCUUGAUGAGUGGCUUUGUACACAAGAGCCAGCAGACUUGUAUGUUUUAGGUUUCCAGGAAGUUGUCCCACUAAGCGCUGGUAAUGUGUUGGGAGCAGAGGACAGUAGACCAAUACGGAAAUGGGAAGCUCUUAUCCGCCAAACACUUAACAGUUCUCAGCAAACCAGGACAAUCUGCAAAAGCUACAGUGCUCCACUCUCGCCAUUACUAAGGCCUGUUGCUUCAGGCGAUGGGAAAUCCAAACCUGAAGAUAGAGUGACAGGAAGUUUAACUCAGCUUAGAGAUUGGCAAACUAGUAAGAGUGAGCUUCAUUGCAGCUGGUUCGAUGGGACCAGUUCAUUGGACUGGCCAGAAUAUCCACUCGACACUCCAUCAAAGGUUUUGGUGUCAGGUACAGGCUUGAGGCGAGUCAUGAGUUUGGGGUUAUUUAGCUCCAACUUUGUGGGAAACCCUCGAGGUCUUGAGCUCCAGGAUGUAGAUUUGCAUGCUGGGAUGAGAAGGCAGUAUCAUAGCUCGGGAAAUCUUAGCAUGUUAUGGUCUGAACAGCAGGAGAAGCUUGAUGUUUUAAAUUCACUUGAUCGCUUAUCUGAUUUGGCGUCAGAAGAAGACUCAACUUUUGAAGACACCGUUGAGGGCUGUGCUACUCUUGGGAAAAGAGAAUCUUCCGUGCAUCGUGCAAAUUAUGUGCGAAUUGUCAGUAAACAAAUGGUUGGUAUACAUGUUUCUGUAUGGGUUUCCCGAAAACUGAGGCGACAUGUUAACAAUCUGGAGGUAUCACCGGUUGGGGUUGGACUCUUGGGCUACAUGGGCAACAAGGGAUCGAUUUCCAUCAGCAUGUCUCUUUUCCAAACUCGAUUGUGCUUUGUCUGCUCUCAUCUUGCAUCUGGUCAUAAAUCAGGAGAUCAACAAAAAAGGAAUGCUGAUGUUUACGAGAUUUUACAAAGAACAAGGUUUUCUUCCUUGUUUGCUGCUGGUCGUCCACAAAAGAUUCCUUCUCAUGAAAUUUCAUUUUGGAGCAGUCGGAUUUUCUGGUUCGGGGAUCUUAACUACCGCAUUGACCUGCCGGACUCUGAAGUGCGAUAUCUGGUGGGUAUGAAGAAGUGGGAUGACCUUUUGAAGUCUGAUCAGCUAACGAAGGAGCUAGUAAGUGGGAAUACUUUUGUUGGUUGGAAGGAAGGCUUGAUUAACUUUCCACCAACUUACAAGUACGAAAGGAAUACAACCAGAUAUGUUGGCGAGCUUCAUAAUGAGGAGGAGAAAAAAAGAUCUCCAGCAUGGUGCGAUCGUGUGCUAUGGUUUGGGAAGGGUACCAAACAACUAUCAUAUUGGAGCUCCGGUCUGAACCUCUCAGAUCACCGGCCAGUCAGCGCCGUCUUCUUGGUUGAAGUUGAAGUGUUCAAUCAACAAAAACUCGAGAGGGUCUUGAACUUCAAUCCUGGAUUUGUUUCAAAUGGGGAUUAUUACAUGAUGGCAGAUCCUUAAAACUUUUUUUUUUGAGCCAGUGGCAUUGUGCGGGGUAUAUAAAUUUUGCAGUGAUUCUUCUGUAGGAUUUAGUCCUGCCAUUGUGUGAAUUGCCACAGUUUUUUUGGGGAAUACACCGAUAAUUCGGGUAAGGAUUUCUAUUAUGUUGGGGCCACGGGUAUCAUGUCACUGAAGUACGCCUCGUUACAUUGCACAUGGAAAUACUCUUAAUUCUCAAAAAUCCUUGAGAGACGAGUGUUAUCUACUCUACUAGACUACUACUACUAUUAUCUAUUACUUGUGUUUAUGUCUAUAAUGUUGGUUUAUAUUGGACUUGCACACCUAUUUACUACUUUAAUACUAUUAUCCCUAUUUAUUUGAGACUA